CAUCGGGGUGUCAUCGGUUAUUUUUGAAAUUUCGACCUUCGAUUGCCAGAGCCUUAGAGAAAACAAUGACAGCCACGGCAUAAUUUGUGCCUCCUGGACUCGUUGACAAACCAACACUUGAAACUGCCGGUGGUUGUUGCUCCAGUUCUUCGUUCCUGAUCGAGUGAUAACAUGUCUAGCAACGAAAGAGAGAGCUGGGGAAACCAUUGCGAAUUCUUCCUCACCAGCUUGGGGUUGGCGGUGGGAUUGGGCAAUGUAUGGCGAUUUCCCUAUGUUUGCUACACUAACGGAGCGGGAUCCUUUCUCAUCCCAUACAUCUUGAUGCUGCUCAUCGUCGGGAUUCCAGCUCUUUUCGUGGAAUCUUCAAUAGGCCAGUAUGGACGCGCUGGAGCAAACAAAGUGUUUGGUCGGUUGACUCCAAUUUUUAAGGGCCUUGGUUAUGGAAUGUUGGUAGUGCGGUUCCUGGUUAACGUAUACUACGUUGUGAUUUGUGCUUGGGCCCUGUUCUAUCUUUGUGCCGGAUUCACGGCCAAUUUGCCUUGGAAAGGAUGCGUGAACUCGUGGAAUACGGACGAUUGCUACGAUAUCGACCAAGCCGAGGAGUGUAAUCCAGACUUGGAAUAUGAAGAGUGGAACAUGACAUUUUAUCAGAAAGUUUGUGUUACCAAGGAGCAUUACUGUCAGAGCCACGGCUAUUCAACGUACGAUGCCGAAUCGGAAGUGUGCAUCGCCGAAGACCUCUCUGGGAUGAGCGACACGAAUUUUACUGAAGUCCUUCAAAGCCGAAGCAUAUCUCCCGCAGAGGAUUACUUGAAUGGUAGAGUGCUUGGCUUGACCAAGGACUUUGCCACCGGCGAACAAUACGAUUGGUACGACUUCGGAGGACUCCGUUGGGAGUUGUGUUUGUGCUUGCUCUUGGCCUGGCUCCUAGUGGUUUUGAGUCUGAUCAAAGGCUUGCAAUCCUUAGGCAAAGCUGCCUAUGUAAUCACUUUAUCGCCGUACUUUGUGCUCACCGCUCUGUUGAUCUACACAACCCAAUUGGAAGGGUCUGGAAAUGGGAUCAGCUAUUACUUGGCUCCUGAGUGGGACAAACUCGCAGAAGUUCAAAUCUGGUCCAAGGCUGCUUCUCAAAUUCUAUUCUCGCUCUCCGUGGGAUUUGGAUCGCAAUUGGUGUUGUCCAGUUACAAUCAAUUCAAGAAUAAUACACAAAGAGAUUCAAUUCUGAUCUCGAUUUGCAACUCGUUAACCAGCAUAUACGCCGGAUUCGUCGUAUUCUCCAUCCUUGGCUAUCUCGAGUAUAAAACAAAGUCUCCCAUCGACCAGGUUGUCCAAGGUGGAAUCAGUCUAGCCUUUGUCUCCUACCCGACGGCCGUAUUGGAAAUGACCCCUCCUCCAUUAUGGUCAUUCCUGUUCUUCUUCAUGCUGAUCAAUUUGGCAUUAUCUUCAAUCUGCGGUGGAGUUCAGACGUUCAUUGCCUUCAUUUUGGACGAGAAGCCGGAAUGGAACCGCCACCGGGUGAAGAUCGUGAUCAUCGUGUGUAUUAUAUACUUCCUCUUAGGACUACCCAUGUGCAUGAACGGAGGCAUUCAUCUCUUCACCAUCUUCGACAAGAGAACCACGUCUUCCCUCCUUUUUAUCACAAUGCUGGAAAUCAUCAUCGUAGCCUGGUUCUACGGAGUCAAUCAAUUUUUCAAGGCCGCCAAGGAAAUGGACAUUCCUAUUCCAACCUUCGUAGCCUGGUUGUGGCGAAUCAUGUUAGUGGUCGUUACCCCUUUGCUCUUGGCCAUCAUCACAAUCUUAUCAUGGAUCAAUCACGAAGACAUGGCGUACAACAAUUACGUUUACCCCAAUUCAGUGCAAAUAUGCGGCUGGGUCAUGGAACUCUUGCCCCUGGGAAUCACCGCCGUCUACCCUCUGUGGACCUUGUGCAAGGCCAGAUCAAAAGAGGGAAGGAUGAUCGAUCUGCUUUUCAAGCCCACAGAUUCUUGGUUUGAGGCACAUAUUUUGGAAGAAGAAAAUGCGGCUGCGGCAGAUUUAGCAAGCCGAAAGUCCUCGACAAGUCGACAGUCGAGGAAAAGCUUGAAAUCUACGUCUAGUAAAUCGGAAGGAAAGGAUAAUGAAGGUUUCAGGAGCGAUUAACUUUGCUCUUUCGACAUGCCAAUUUGAAUGCUGUUUAUGUACUAAGGAACAUUUUCCUUUAUCAUUAGCCCAAUCUUUAUGAACCUAUUUUUAAACAAAUGCGCCGCUCUGUAUUUUAUUGAAUUUUGAAGAAAGAUGUGAAUUCUCUGAAAUAGCCAAUACACACGCUGAUAAGGCAA
Messenger RNA from Tigriopus californicus, 2318 nucleotides. Its product is annotated as sodium- and chloride-dependent GABA transporter 1-like. Gene Ontology annotation, molecular function: L-amino acid transmembrane transporter activity. The record is from RefSeq and is a predicted model, not a curated record. Bases 172 to 2139 code for a protein of 655 amino acids. NCBI's taxonomy places the organism in Eukaryota, Metazoa, Arthropoda, Copepoda, Harpacticoida, Harpacticidae. Gene Ontology annotation, cellular component: membrane. Gene Ontology annotation, biological process: sodium ion transmembrane transport. The transcript is spliced from 3 exons.